Punica granatum (pomegranate) is the source of this 1657-nucleotide messenger RNA. NCBI's taxonomy places the organism in Eukaryota, Viridiplantae, Streptophyta, Magnoliopsida, Myrtales, Lythraceae. The record is from RefSeq and is a predicted model, not a curated record.
CUUGUCGUUCUCAAAUUUCAGCUAAAUUAUUUUAAAACUAUACGACAGUUCAAAGUUUUUUCCGGUUUUCCAAUAAAUGUCUAUAUUAACAAUUUUCGAGCGUAUUUUGUGUUUUCAUUGUUUUUGGUUUUCAUUCAAUGAGCAACCAGCAAAUCACCGUGGAUUAGUAUCUCCGUCUCAAAGGAUGUAGGAAACUACACAACUCAUUACCAAGAAAUGGUUUCACAAAAACUGGAAAAGCAGGAUUACCAGCCUCUGCUAUUGUUGGACAAUCUUUGUUCUAUGUACUUGUUGCAUCAAGCUUUUCACCUUAUAGAAACUGAUAAGAUAGAAAGCAAAAAUAUACUCAUACCAGGACAUGGAUCUCACAGAGUGGUCACUCGACUUCUGGUCUCUCAUAAGUUCUUCGUCAGUCCUCUUCCUAUGGGGAGAAUCUUGAAAUCUGAGGUCAGCCUCAUCGAGAAUUGGUUUGUGUUCUCAUGCUCUGCAGGUCUGGGAGCAGCAGAGGAACCUCCUCCUGCAUCAACACAGAUAGACAAGCCAUAUCAGGAGAACAAGAUCUCAAUAUCAUCUUCUGCAUUAGUCACUCAAAGAGACUCAGUCCCGAUAAUUAACCCUACAACACCAACCACCACUCCCAUUGUAAACCCAUCAUCAUCCCCACCACCAGUCCCCUCGUCACCCACAUUUGCAAAUCCAUCACCCACAUUUGCAAAUCCAUCACCCACAUUUGCAACGCCAUCACCCACAUUUGCAACACCUACUAGCCCAGCUGCAGCCACGACUCCUACUACAUCCUCAGGUGGGGCUUGGUGUAUUGCAAGCCCGAGUGCUUCUGAGACUGCGUUGCAAGUAGCUCUGGACUAUGCUUGUGGCUACGGAGGUGCAGACUGUUCAGCAAUUCAAUCCGGAGGAAGCUGUUAUGACCCCAAUAAUGUGCGAGACCAUGCUUCCUAUGCCUUCAAUGAUUACUACCAGAAGAACCCAGCUCCCACGAGUUGUGAUUUUGGAGGAACAGCUCAACUAUCUCACACCGACCCAAGUCAUGGCAGCUGUCGUUUUGCAUCUUCCAAGACAAGCUCACCAGCUACACCUACACCAGUUACACCAACGCCAGUAACAACAACACCAAGUGUCCCUUCACCACCUUCACCAACCUUCAUGACACCAACAACAACAGAGCCCGGGGUACCUUUUGGAGUUGCAGAGCCAACAGGACUGCCCAGCUCAACCAACCACGCUACGUGUAGCUUACUGGUUCUCCUCAUCACGACUGGUCUAAUUCUUGCAGCAGAUUAUCUCUAGACAGAUGCAGAACAAGGAGAAGCCAGUGCUCGUUUUCUCGCCCAUUCAGUGUUUCUCCAAGCGAGGACUAGAAGGGAUGGGGUUUUGGCCACCUAUGGCCAGAACUGUUAAAUUUAUAUGAUAUGAUCUAUCUAGGCCUCUGGUGCACUAAUAAUCAGGAAGCACCUGGGGAAACGAUGAUCACAUAAAUCUUUAAGGUGUCUUUGUGGACACAUUAUUAUAGUUAAUUAGCUUUACAGAAUCAGCAAAAUAAGAUUUAGACAGGCUCCAGGAUAGAGUUUACUUAAGCAGUGUAUACAUUUACCACAGAUUAGCCCUCAGAAUAAUAGCAUUCAUUCAACCUUCUAGCUGA